This is a messenger RNA of Rosa chinensis, 3263 nucleotides long. RefSeq names its product F-box/kelch-repeat protein At1g74510. The record is from RefSeq and is a predicted model, not a curated record. The transcript has 2 exons. Lineage: Eukaryota; Viridiplantae; Streptophyta; Magnoliopsida; Rosales; Rosaceae. Gene Ontology annotation, cellular component: nucleus. Gene Ontology annotation, molecular function: protein binding. The coding region runs from base 646 to 3042 and encodes 798 amino acids.
AAAAGAAAAACAACAAUAUUAAUUGUUAUUACAAAAGCCAAGGGAAGAUACACAGAAGCUGCAAGUGCAACGCUGUUCUAGGAUUGUUCCUCCAUUUAUGUUUGCCAAAUUUUCCAGAAAAAGAGCAUUCUCUAUCAUUUCGACUAUGUGGGGGCACUAAAUGGUGGACAAAUGCAUUCUCCUUUUUUUCCAUUUUCUUCCAAGUGGUCUGGACAAUUUACUUACUGCUGCAUUUAGAAUUGCUCAUAUCGAUUUGUCCAGAAAAACUGAGGAGCUAGGCCAAGGAGCAAGGGUGGGCUCAUGGUUCAUAUCAUCCACAGCCACAAGGAUCAAGCUGGUCUUGAUCAAUCUGCAAUAAUCCAGGUUGGUUAAGUACUUUGGAUUUGAAAAUACAUAGCUGCAAUAAUUUACUGAUUUUGUUGUAAUUAUGGGGUCUGUGGCUCUGAACUUUGUUGGAGGAAUCCCUUUCCAAGGGCUGUAUGAUGUAGUUAAGGUGGCCGUUCACAAAAGUAGAAAGUUUAAAAUCAACCUCAUAAAUCUCGAAUUCACACUACGCUGUUUAGAAUCACGGACUCUCGAACAGAUAGGAGAAAAUAACAUUCGACUAAAUCUCCCAACCAAUACAGUGGCAGAGCUUGAAAAAAAAUGAAUGAGGGUAAAGCGCUUGUGAGUAAGUUAUCCGAGCUUAGCAUGUGGAACAUUCUCAUUUGGGGCAAUUGCUGCAACUGCAUAGGGCCUGAUUAUGCAAAACAACUUGAUGAAUUGAAUAUUUUUCUUUGGAGUCUGGUAGAAUCACUACGGCUGGAGCAAAUGAGGAAUGUAACCGAGCUCGUAUGUUUGGCAAGACACUUCAAAGACAGACAAGAUGAUAUGGAGAAAAGACAAGCUGAAAUGGAGAAAAAAGUAGAUGGUAUAUUGAGGGGGCAGCAGGAAGUCUAUGAUAUAUUGAUAAAGCAGCAAGAGACAAUACAGAGACUUGUUCCUAAUAGCAUGCAACAAGCUCCAUCAUCAAGCGGAGUAGGGGCUGCUGAUCCUGCUCUAGGAGUAGUAUUCCGACAGUUGGUUGAUGCUGUCAUACAAGUGAAAAUCGAGAACAUGAUGUUUAAAUGCCUCCUCGACACAUUCAAAUCCACACUCUACUGCUUACAACCACUGAUAGAAGAGGUAGCCGAACAUGGCAGGGUAGUGCAUCUUCCAGAGCAAGAAGUGGAAAAGCUUAUUAUACAAAUAGUGAAUGGUGUGGAGCUUGUUCACAAAUGCUCCAAGGUAGAAAGGAAUAUGAAGGAGGCCAUUGAUUCUGCAAACAACAUAGAGAUGGCGAUCAAGAAAAUUGAAGAUGAAGAUUUAUGUGACGUGCAGCUGCCUGAACUUCUUUCAACUGCAGUUGGAUUUGAUAUGCUCAAUAUGCAGGGACUAAGAGAUGUGACUGAGGAGGCUUUGUUGGACUCGGCAAGUGUCAAAGAUGAGGGAGUCAAGCAAACUGAAGGUUUAUCUGACGUGCUGCCUGAACUUCUUUCACCUGCAGAUGGAUUGGAUGUACUGAAUAUGCAGGGAUCAUUGGAUCUUAUUACCGCAAAUAUCCAAGUGGUGGUCACAGAAUCGGAAGAAAUAGAGGCCAUUGAUAAUUCAACAAGGAAUGUGCAGGAAGAAGAAAAAGUAGAGCUGGGGCACUCAACGCCUUCUUCUCACCAUAAUCCCCAAUUCAACAGCAUGUUGGAGGGUCCUUCCUAUCUUGUUUCAAAGCAGCUUCCGAGCUCCUGUGAGCAAGAGAGUCGGUGGAUGUACAACACUGAACGUGUUCUUGAUUUCUCGAACAGUAAGCGCCCACUUGAAGAUGGGGAAGAGAUGGCAUUGAUGAAGGUAUGCAAGCACGCAGAUGCUGUUGACAGAGUGGAAGCAGUGAUGGAUAAUCUUGCUCUUUCCCAUGCCAACUCUGACCAGCCAAAUGACCAGAAUCAUGAGGGGAAAAAAUAUGAUCCGGCUUCACUAUUCCACCAACUAGGAAGGGACGUCUCAGUAGACUGUCUCGUUCGUUGUUCUAGGGCUGAUUACGGCUCAGUUGCCAUGCUGUGUAGGAGUUUCCAUUCUCUAAUUCGGAGUGGAGAGCUGUACACUCUGAGGCGGAAAAUGGGUAUUGUAGAACAUUGGGCUUACUUCUCUUGUGCUCUCUCUGAAUGGUGGGCAUUUAAUCCAGAUCGUGGACGUUGGAUGCCUUUGCCUAAAAUAGAAUCAAAUGAAAGUUUCAUGUAUUCAGAUAAGGAGUCUUUAGCCGUUGGCACCGAACUUCUUGUAUUUGGAAAGGAAAUAAUGUCCCAUGUGUGUUACAAAUACAGCCUUUUGACACACAGGUGGUCAUCCGGCCGUUUGAUGAAUACACCUAGGUUCUUGUUCGCUUCCGCUAGCAGUGGGGAAAUUGCCAUUGUAGCUGGCGGUUGCGAUCUAUGUGGCAAUAUCUUGAGCACUGCUGAGCUCUACAAUUCAGAAACAGGAACUUGGUUGACUCUUCCGAGCAUGCAUGAACCUAGAAGAAUGUGUUCUGGGGUAUUUAUGGAUGGGAAGUUUUAUGUCAUUGGCGGGAUUGGUGGCAGCUCAGCUGGGGAGGUUUAUGAUUUGGAGAGGGGGACUUGGACUGAGAUACCUAACAUGCACCCUAGAAAAAAGAAAGGGGCUGGAGCAACUGAUGUGCCUGCUAUAGCUGGGUCACCUCCUCUGGUUGCAGUUGUAAAUAACAUACUGUAUGCUGCAGAUUGGGGAAAACUGGAGGUAAGAAAAUAUGAUAAGGAGAGGAACGUGUGGGUUACUAUUGGGGGAUUGCCUGAGCGGACAUACUCAAUUAAUGGUUGGGGAGUAGCAUUUCGGGCAUGUGGUAAUCGGUUAAUUAUAAUCGGUGGACGUAGGGGUUCAAGCGUAGAGCAAAUUGGAGUAGAGCAAAUUGAAGUCAAUUCUUGGGUCCCUGAUGAAGGUCCGCCGCAGUGGAACCUGCUCGCUAUAAGGGAAGAUUUGCGAGGCUUUGUCUAUAAUUGUUCAGUGAUGGGAUGCUGAGGUGUCCGGUUUCCGUGACACCAUUUGCUGGUUAGAAGGUGUGUUGCGUCUCGUCUUUAUCCCUUUGUUACCUUGAGAGCUUUUCAAAGGUUGUGUCAUGUAGAAGUAGCAAAGAUGAAUAAGCUGAAGCCCUGGUACAUUUGUAGGUUGUGACGUCCAUUUCAAAAGUUUCAUUGAAACAUUGCAGAAUUAUGUUAUGGUUCAAGUUUUCUUUUUCUUUA